GUCACCACAGAGGUCAAAUAGUUACUUCCGGUGAAGGAAUUUACGAAAGGUGAAAAAGAAAUGACGGCGAACGCUAUACCGCGUAAUUAUGUUAAAAAUGUCAUGCAGAAUGGCAUUGGUAGAUAUAUCUGUCAGCUGCAAAGAAUAACUCUCAAGUUCUGCAAAUCAAAUGCUGACAGCAAGGGAAUGAGAGACUUUAUUGAGAAACAUAUGUUGGAUUUUGCACACGGUAAUCCUAGUGUGGUUGUUUACCUGAAGCCUCGAAGGCACCGUUCACCCAACCUGACAGCUGAAUAUUUAAAUGGAAGAACAGAGAUAAUCAGCACAAGAAACAUGGCAGCUGAAGAAAUUUGCAAGUGGGUUGAACACUUGAAAUCUCGGUCAGGCGUCCAGAUUGUGCGUCUUAUCCAACAUCAUCAUACAGACAUCUCUAGCAUACAGGGCAUUUGGCAUCCAUUCCUGAACAAGGACCCUUCCCUCGCUGCCACCACUCUUCCAGCACCAGAGCUUUACAGAGUUCCACGCAAACAAAAGUCUGCAACUGAGAUGUUGCUAGAUAAAGCAUCAAUUAGGAGAGAAGAAGAAAAUGUAGUAAAGGAACUGGGAAGUGUGGAAAAUAUUAGCUUGAAAGAGUAAAUCAAGGACAUUUCGAUUUAGGAUGGUUUUUUUUUUUAAUUGUAAUGUGUUUUUUGUUAUGAAGCUGUGUACUUGUACAAUAAAUUUAAAUCAUCUGAAACCACAAA
Pomacea canaliculata is the source of this 743-nucleotide messenger RNA. Its product is annotated as 39S ribosomal protein L43, mitochondrial-like. The coding region runs from base 61 to 636 and encodes 191 amino acids. The transcript has 3 exons. Gene Ontology annotation, molecular function: structural constituent of ribosome. Lineage: Eukaryota; Metazoa; Mollusca; Gastropoda; Architaenioglossa; Ampullariidae. Gene Ontology annotation, biological process: mitochondrial translation. Gene Ontology annotation, cellular component: mitochondrial large ribosomal subunit. The record is from RefSeq and is a predicted model, not a curated record.